AAAGUUUCAUUGCCUGAACGUUUCUACUUCCGGUUCACAUGACGCAGCGUCCGUGUACCCUCGCCACAAUUGCAAUUCUUUCACGUUCACUUUUCCGAACAAAACAAUCUCCUUCAAAGCAUUCUCAUCGGUGUCCCACAGACAUCGCUGAAAAAGAUCUUCACCCUGAGAAACACAAUCCCCUCCACUUUUAACAGGAGUCGGAAAUGUUGUACAUCAAACAGGAAGCAGCGCCAGUCACCCCCUACAUUGAAGAAGAACAGGAAGAUGAAAUCAUUGCAGUGGUUGUCGGUGUGAAGAGCAAAGAAGAUGAAGAUCCAAGCGAAGAGAGCAGAGCAGCGACACCUUCGAGCGAAAACUCAUUUCAGCACCUGACAACAAAAGAAGUGGGACAAUCGCAACUGGACGGCUUCUUAGCUCCGCUUUCGGACAGCGACGAUGUAAAGUCACAUUCGGACAGCGACGACGUCACGUCACAUUCGGACAGCGACGACGUCACGUCACAUUCGGACAGCGACGACGUCACGUCACAUUCGGACAGCGACGACGUCACGUCACAUUCGGACAGCGACGACGUCACGUCACAUUCGGACAGCGACGACGUCACGUCACACUCUUCUGACACUGAUACUAAUGAGGAGGAUGUUGACUUUGACCAAAAUGCUUUGAAACCCUUAAACAGGCCAUCAUUGAAGAUAGACACAAAACAAUGUGCCGGUGGGAAACCGUUUGCAUGCAUAAUUUGCUACAAAGGAUUUUCUCGCAAGGAUGAUGUUGAAAGGCAUAAGCGUACACACACUGGAGUAAAGCCAUUUCCCUGCACAUAUUGCGGUAAAAGAUUCACCCAGAAGGGAAGUUUAAACACACACAUAAGAACACACACUGGAGAGAAGCCUUUCGCCUGUUCACUUUGCGAUAAAAGAUUUACUCGGAAUACUCAUUUAGAAACGCAUAAGCGUAUACACACUGGAGUAAAGCCAUUUCCCUGCACAUAUUGCGGUAAAAGAUUCACCCAGAAGGGAAGUUUAAGCACACACACAAGAACACACACUGGAGAGAAGCCUUUCGCCUGUUCACUUUGCGAUAAAAGAUAUACUCGGAAGACUCAUUUAGAUAUGCAUAAGCGUAUACACACUGGAGUAAGGCCUUUUGCCUGCACACAUUGUGGUAAAAGAUUCACCCAGAAGGGAAGUUUAAACACACACAUAAGAACACACACUGGAGAGAAGCCUUUCACCUGCUCAGUUUGCGAUCAAAGAUUUUCUCAGAAGAUACUGUUAGAAAACCACUCGCGUACACACCAUGGAGAAAAGCCGUUUGUCCGCACAGUUUGCGACAAAAGAUUUUCUCGGCAGUCUCAUUUAACAACACAUAAGCGUAGACACACUUGAGGAGGGCCUUUUGCUGGCACUCUUUGCGACAAAUGAUUUUCUCGCAAGGCUAGUGGUGAAAUGCAUAUUGGUACACACACUGGAGAAAAGCCUUCCGUCUGCACUUUGCAGAAAAAGAUUUUCUCAGAAGUGUCAUUUGAUAAUAGAUAAGUGUAAACACACACUGGAAAAAAAACUUUUGUCUUCACAUGUUGUGGUAAAAGAUUCACCCAGAAAGGAAGUUUUAAACACACAAGAACACACACUGGAGAGAAUGCGGACAAUGCGGAAAAAACAUUGAAUUGCAGUGUUUAAUAAGAUUUAUAAAUUCCUGCCACAUAUUUACAGUGGAAAAAGCUUUUCAACUUUCUUAUUAAGUUUCCCUUGAGCCUCUUUUGAAAAAGUGGUGAAAUGAUUUUGCAGGGCCUGGUCUUUUUCACAACUAUCCAAUAUUCUUGAUUUUUUUUUUUUUUUUUUUAAUAAAACGAAUUGGGUUUAGUUUAGGUUAGGUUAGGUUAGGUUACUUCAUGUCAAACUUGAUUUUCUGUGGAUAUUAUGACUUUUCUGCUAUUUUGAUUUACUCAGAUUUGACUAUUGUCUCAUCUGUUUGUUGCUAGGGAUGGGAAUCGAAAUCCGAUUCUAAUUCCGAACAGGUUCCUAGUGUUUCGAGGCCUCGACAUCACAAUGAAAAAGUCUUAACGAUCCCUUUAACGAUUCCUAAAGACGCAUGCUGCGUCAUCAGUGACGCGUCUUGUUGUCCAGACGCAUCCUGGACGCAUCAAACUAGCAUGGCGCCAAGAACCAAUAGCUCCAAAGUUUGGCUGCACUUCACCGGGAAAGAGGGUGAAAAUGAAAGGUUACGAUGGUUUAGCACGAGCAUUGCAGCCGUAAACAUAACAAUGACAACACGUAAGUUCAAACGCUCAAAAGUGUGUCUUCACUUCACGAGGAAAAAUAAUAACAAAGUGACUUGCAGUCAUUAAGGCAUUAAAAUCACUCACCUUUCGGCUAAAUUCGCCAUUUUGAAGUCAAAGAGGGUGACAUACUUGAAUUGUGUAGUUCUGAGGAGAACAUUUUUAAGAUGGGGGUCGUAAUUCCAUCUAACUAACUAACGACAUGCUUUAUUAAAGUUGCUAAGCCUUUCACGAUAUGGGAUGAGUCCAUUAGUCGCAAGAUAAAUAAAAAUGAGGGCGAUAAUUUUCACGGCUGCGUUUUAUCAACACGUGCGUCCAUGCAUACAUUUGUGUGUGCGUGUAGAUGACUAUUAGACUCCAUUUCACAGAUGUUUAUUAGUAAUCAAAACUCCGGAGAAUUACAUUUCAGACGUACAAAAUAAGGAAACACGUGUAUAUUAAACACUGUAAGUGUUAGCAUUGCUAUAUUGAGACUAAUGGGGAAAAAAAGACCACCUACUUUAGCCUGCUAUAAAACAUUGGCAGUCUUUUCCAAAACGCAAACUUGCGGUUAAAAGGUGACACUUCAAUCAUGAAAAAAUUGCUGGUUAACAUCAUUUGCAAAUGAAAAAAUUGAGAAAAAAGAACAAAAAACUAUGAGUGAAAGUGACACCACAAGCAGUGACGAAAACGGAUUUUUUGCGGAGUGUGAAGCUGUUGGCGGUUUAGCGAACGUACUUCCCGGUGUACAAUUUCAAAAUAAAACCACGCCACGUUCAUAUAAAGAUUUCUGGAGUUAAUCCCACAUACUUCAGAAUUAAUACUAUAAUGUGUAAAUACUAUAAUAUUACAGAAUUCAGAUUCUACACUAAGAAUAGCUUUAAAAUGACACUCUUUGAAAAAUAUGAUUGGCAAUGAAUAGUAUUAUUAUAAUGCUAUUAUAUAUAGUAGUAUACUAUAAUAAUAAUGCUACAUUUUUUAAAGAAUUGUUUUGAAUAAUGUUGGAAAGGCUGUUUACAUUCCAUUCUUUUGCAUUAGUUAAUGCGAUGAGCAUUUGACCUCAUUGUUCAUGUGUGAUUAAUUAUUGUUAUUUACAUGUUUAUUUGUACUUCAUUAAAGAAUUUGUGUUCCAAAAUGUUUUUGUGAAUUAAUAAGCAUCAACAAAAAUGUCAUUGCUGAAUUAGUAACAAAAAAUAUACUUUUUUAAUAAGUCGACUAACUGUAAAAAUAGUCUGCUGACUAAUCGGGAGAAAAUUAGUCGUUUGGGAGAGCUGUACCGGAACAUAUUUCCUCCCUCCACACCCUUAUUACCUUUUUAACCCCUGACCCAUUUUCAUGCCUGGUCAUUGCAAGGUGGAGAUAACUGCGUCGGGAGGGGGAGAUACGACCAAUAUGCCAAUAUAUACCAAUAUUUUUUAUUUCUAUUAGAAAAAUGUUUCAGUAAAAUGUUACACAUUCUUGUGUAUUUGCCAAAUAUUGCCACAGUUAACAUUGAGGCUUUGGGCCUCUUUUGACCUCGUUGUGAGUUUGUAAGGUUGUGACUUCCGAUUAAACAAACUCGAUGCCAAUCAAAACGUUUGGUCUUCUUUUCCCCCCAAAUAGAAUCGAUUAAGAAUCGAAUCAUUAAGAAAUAUCAAUAAUGGAAUCGGAAUCGUAAAAAUCCUAUCAAUUCCCAUCCCUAUUUGUUGCUUUUUAAACUCUUUUAUAAAGGGACCUUGAGUAUCUUGAAAGGAUAUUUGAAAUAAUAUGUAUUACAUUGGUCAACAGUCAAAUUUGUGCAUUAAAUAUUGAUUCUAAUUGUGGCUAAAUUGAGGUCAUUGAAUGCAUUGCAAGUGUCAGAAUAUAGAAAUUGUCUCUAGUUUGCGAGUCCAUAAAGUUUAAAUUGUCUCAAUUAGAAUAUUUUAUUAUUUCUGUAUGGAAUAGUGUAUUUCCUGUAGGACACAAAAGGCUGACAUAUCCAAGAAUUUAUUUCAACAAAAAUGUUUUGUGUAUUUUUAAGCAUCUUUUUCAAUUACCUUUGCACUGUGUAGUAGAAUCUCCCCACAAUCUCGUUGUACAUUGUAUGAUGACAAUAAAAGCUAUC
Molecule: messenger RNA, 4346 nt
Organism: Corythoichthys intestinalis (scribbled pipefish)
Lineage: Eukaryota; Metazoa; Chordata; Actinopteri; Syngnathiformes; Syngnathidae
Product: gastrula zinc finger protein XlCGF52.1-like
Exons: 2
Coding region: 207-1391 (394 amino acids)
Biological process (GO): regulation of transcription by RNA polymerase II
Molecular function (GO): RNA polymerase II cis-regulatory region sequence-specific DNA binding; DNA-binding transcription factor activity
Source: RefSeq, a predicted model, not a curated record